UGAGACAAGGCAGCUACGUGCGCCACGUGUACUAUUGUUGAAGGCGUCAGUGGUCAGGCCUUAAGACUGAUCUAUAUAUGAGCCUGAUCUGUGUCUAUAUUUAGGCGCGUUUAUGUGACGCACUGUACAUAUAUCUAUCGUCAUCCACGUGGCCGGCCUUGUACGUAAGAGAUGAUGAACAGGCGGAGCUUUCCUUCUUUCCUUUUUUGUUUUGUCUUUUUUCCCCUUUGCGCUCUGAUACACGGUGUGACGAUAUAUGUAUAACGCUCUGAUAACUCUGUGACGAUAUAUUGUCACACUGUGAAUCUGUGACCAAACAGUUUGUCACAGCCCCUCGUUUGUUGUCCUCUUCUCUCUCUCUGCCUACGAUUUACCGGGCAGUUCUAUUUGUGACGAUAUAUAUUCUUGUGACGAUAUAUAUAAAUACAUACAAAUUAUUAGUAAUCCUAUUCUUCUUUUUCCUAUCUUGCUUUUCCCGUUCUCAGUCCAAGCACCGCGCGCGCAGCUCAAAAAGAGGGACACUCAAACACGGAGUCCGGGGGCACGCUCACAGACAUAUCCUCUCACACGGAGAGAGCGAUAGGGAAGGGGGAAGAGAUGGCAGUCGUGCCAGCUCUUGGGGGGGCCACCAGUGUGUCCAGGUUGCAUGGGUAUCCCGACCGACUAUCAAUGCGUGCGGGUCCUAGCGGUGGCGGGGGGAGCGGUAGCGGAAGCGGCGCGGUGGUCGUUGGCGGGCCCGUUGCGCAUGCGUGCGCCGUUUCUUUGUCGAUGGAUUCCGGAGGAGGAAGGGUUUUGGAGGCGCGCCGACGUCGAGGGGGAGGUGGCUGUCGCGCUGGCAUCGGUAGGGGAGUGAAGCUGCUGCUCUCCGCUGGAGGGCGGUUAUGGCGCAGCGGAAGUCUGAGCUCUUCAAGAAGGAGGCGGUGUACCGCUGUCGGGGGGCGAUCGGGAUCGCCAUCCGAAGACGAUCGCCGUGACGUAUCGCCACGUGCCUCUGCAUCGUCAUCGGAAUCGGGUAAUUGGAUGGGCAACCUUGUCAGCAAUCGUUCAAGCGGCGGCUUGCCAUCAUCUUACAGCGAAAGCUGUCGACAGGCAGAGGAGUUCGAGUGCAGAGUUCUAAGUAUUGGCCCACCACCUGGGGAUGUGGCUGAGAUGGAAGCCUUUUGCCGCAUUCAUAGGCUUGCAGAGGAGCUUCACGAGGUGGUCAUGCAGGCCCUUCGUAACCAUGCGCGGGCAAAGAAUGAGCGCAAUCAGCAGACGAAAAAUUCAAGAGCUGGCAGAAAAGCAGCAGUGCAGAAGCCAGGUGUUCUCCCUGGGUCUAAGGUGACACAGAAUACUGAGGUAGAGAGGGUGAAGGGAGCAAAUGCAGAGGGAGCAAUGGAGGAGGAAGGAGAUGUGCCGGAGUGGGAAGAAAAGGUCGUUGCUAGUUUGGCUCGCAUGGCAACAGUGUUGCAUGAGGGUCGGGCUCAACUUUACAGUGCUGCAGCAGCGGCGGCAGCAGCAGCAGCAGAGGUUUCUCCGGCGACCUCAAGGUUGGAGGGUGCUGGUCGAGCGGCAGGUGCAAAGGCACCCACAGUGAGUGCCCUUGGUCAGCUGCGCGAUGAAAUCAGGAGGUGUACCAUAAACAUUAAGGGGAGUGUAGAUGGGGUGUUGCUGCCAGGUCGGGAACUGACCAAUGUGUACAGAGCUUUGGAGCGGCUUCGUAACCUCUGCCUGGAUGCCGGGUUUGCAAGAUCCCUGAGGGCACCGUCGCCUGUAGACAUUCCCAAUUUUGCACGUGUGACCCGUGGCAAGGAUGAUGGGGGUGCGUGGACAUCAACUGGUGAUUGGUUAGGGCUGUUAGAUUCCGCACUCUUUUGCAGGGGUGGUCAACUGACAGACGAGGGGGUAGAGUGGUUGGUCUGCAAUGGGUUCAAAGCCAUAAUAGAUCUUCGGGCCGAAGAUCGGGACAAUCAGCUGGUCAAGCCGGUAGAUUUAGAGAUGAGAAUCCCAGUUAUACACAUGCCUGUGGAUUUAGGAGGGGUGCCAACUGCCUCUCAGGUCCAGGAAUUUGCACGAAUUGCUGAUGACCCGGACUAUCGUCCGUUCUAUGUGCACAGCACAAGGGGUUUGGGAAGGGCAUGUGCAUUGAUUGCUCGCUGGAAGCAGACUGUGCUGGUUGAGACAAUGAGACGAGGAACGAUAUCAUCUCAUGGGCAAGCUUCAAGGAAUGACAUCUCCGCGUCCGAGGCGGAGACAACGAGACGAGGAACGAGGUCAUUUCAAGGGCAAGCUUCAAGGAAAGACAUCGCCGUGCGUGAACCCUCAAUGACCAGUGGUGCUCGCGAACCCAAUUUGCAGAGCCCUGGCGCGGCUUCUGCCCAGCUUGGCAACAGUCAGGGAGAUUUGACGUCUGAGCAGGUCGUCAAUGUAGCGAAUGGUACUGCAACAAUGGUGUCAAACACUGACUCUGAUCUGGAGAAGAAGGAAGCAGAAGGUGGUCAAAGAUCUGUUGGAAGAGAAACGUCUGAUUCCAGUGGAAAGGCACAAACAGUGGAUGCUGCUGGUAGUAGUCUUGGAAAGUCCGCGAAGGUCCCAGAAUCUGCAAAUGGGGCAUUAAAAGGGACUGGUUUGUUGCUGAGAGAGGAAAACGGGACAGCAUCUGCUGGAGUGGAGAGUGGAGGCCAUGAUCUGGGGAAAGCAGCAAGUCCACAGGUUGUGGCUGGCGUAGCAGUUCAUGAUAGUAACCAAAACUCACCACAGCAGGCCGCUGUGGAGAGGCAGGGGGCUGGAGAAUUGUCGCAGAGUUCGCUGUCAAAUGCAGUGGUGAGGGAUGAAGAGCGUGCUUCCCGGGGGACAGUCUCUCCAGAGGUUGAUUCGGCUGGCAUUAGGCCUCAAAACUCGGAGCAGGGAGGGGAAGAGGAGAGCGAGGAUGGUGUGUUUUUCAUGAAGGGGUCUGUGCUUGAAGCGCAGAGGCCCGGACCAGGGAUAUUGUCAAGGGAGGGGAUGUCCAUGUUCUUGAAUAGGAAGAAGGUUAUCCCGAACAGUAUGAUUGCGAGUGCAAACAGAGGCAGAGGAAGGAUAUCCCAAGUGACAACUGUAGUGGUCAAAGGUGAUGAACAAUCCAUUGCAGGUGCGGCAGGACGGUGGGGCCGUGUUAAAGAGGGGAUUCCAAGGGCAGGAUCUGGGAGCUCGAGCUCUGAGGCUGGUAGCAAUGAAGACAAGAAGAUUCCUGUGCCUAGCGCUCGUACGUCUGCUGUGUACAGUUCAGGCACAGAUGAGCUUCAAACCAGUAAGAAUGGUGCAAUGAGAGAAGCUGGAAGCACACCGUCACCGCCAAACGGGCGAACGAACAGAUACCGUGGGCGGUCCACAUUUUCGCAGGAAGUAGAAUCCCCUCGGCAGUUUGGAAGGUAUGCAGAUGUGGCUGAAGGGGGAGAGAUUUCUGUGGGAGACCUGUCUGGGCCUGGGGAGGACGUAGAACUGGUUGGACAAGGACCUGGGGAGGACGUGGGAUUGGUUGCACAAAGACCUGGGGAGGACGUGGAGUUGGCGGGAGGAGGGUCUGGGGAGGACGAUAAGUUGGCUGUGAAAGAUUCAAGUGGCUCUCUAGCUGAACGUGAGAGGGAUACUUCGACUACAGAGAAGGAGAUUGGGAAGGUGAUGACCAACGAUGAUGAACAAACUGUGGUGGAAGAGGUGGUCAUGAUUGAAGGGGAUAUGUGUUCUUCAACUACAGGUGUUGUGCGUUUGCAAUCCAGGAAGAAGGCGGAGAUGUAUCUUGUGAGGACGGAUGGCUUUUCUUGCACAAGGGAGAGGGUGAGAGAAUCAACACUGGCAUUCACGCAUCCGAGCACACAGCAGCAGAUGCUAAUGUGGAAGACGCCCCCACAGACGGUGUUGUUGCUCAAGAAACUUGGGGAUGAGCUCAUGGAGGAGGCCAUGGAGGAGAGGGUGGACUUUGUUGUGUGCCUAGGUGGAGAUGGAGUGAUUCUUCAUGCGUCCAACAUCUUCCGCACAGCUGUACCACCAGUUGUCUCGUUUAACCUCGGUUCACUUGGGUUUCUCACUGCCCAUCCUUAUGAAGAAUUCAAACAGGACUUGAAGCGAAUUAUCUAUGGCAAUAGCACAAUGGAUGGUGUAUAUAUUACUCUGCGGAUGAGGUUGCGCUGUGAGCUUUUCAGAAAUGGGAAGCCUAUUCCUGGAAAGGUGUUCGAUGUUUUGAAUGAAGUGGUGGUUGAUCGUGGGUCCAAUCCAUACCUUUGUAAGAUAGAAUGCUAUGAGAGGAAUCGACUCAUAACCAAGGUUCAAGCAGAUGGCGUCAUCGUUGCAACACCAACAGGAAGCACAGCCUACUCCACAGCUGCAGGAGGAUCAAUGGUUCAUCCGAAUGUACCAUGCAUGCUUUUCACUCCAAUUUGCCCACAUUCACUUUCUUUCCGGCCAGUGAUUCUUCCAGAUUCAGCGCUCCUUGAGCUGAGGGUGCCAACCGAUACCAGGUCCAAUGCAUGGGCAUCCUUUGAUGGAAAGAGGCGGCAACAGCUCUUGAAAGGGGAUUCCGUCGAAAGAGUGAGACUGGAAAACUCUGACUGCCGCGAUGUCGAUGGGGAUGCCAACAGGUUCCUGAGAGUGCAAGAAGCUCUGCGUUUGUUUCUUUCGACUGCAAGAGUAAGCAGGUGCUUGGACGGGGGGAAAGUUUAAGUGUUAAGAUGAGCGAGCAUCCGAUGCCCACCGUAAACAAGCAUACGGGUACCGAUGACUGGUUUGACAGCCUAACGCGCUGUUUCAACUGGAAUGAGCGCAUUGAGCAGAGGCCGAUGUAACGAACAUAGAACAGCCGAAAAGAGUGGUGUAGUCUUGUAGAGGCUUUUAGCUUGGCCUUUCUAUCUUCAGUCAGGUCAGAUUGGGUGGAGACCCCAUCAACGGAGGGAAGGGAGGUGGUUUUGUGUUUCGACAGAGUCCGUACUGGCAUCCAACCAUGAUUAUUGACCAGAGUUUAGCACUCAAAGAAAUGAGCACUGCGCGAAACUUCUGUUUGAGCUAUUAAUAGACCUACGUGGAAUCGUAGGGGAUCGCAGGAGUUGAAUAGAGUGAUGGAGAGAGGCUCAGAAGUUGCGGGUAGGCAUUUCCUUGGGAGAGUCGGCUUUGUGUUUCUGUAGCCUUUGCCGGCUUGCAACCAGGAUUGACUAUAGUGUUUAGCACUGAAAGAAAGGAGCAACGCUGGGAACUUAGCUCUUCGAGCUAUAUAUUUAAUAGACCAUCAUUCGAAAGAUACAGAGAAAGAGGAGGAGAUUAGCAUGGCCCCUGCGCAAGGAUGAUGGCACAUGCGUGAAUCGAGAUAGAAAUGAAAUGGUCCAGAUUUCUUUGAGAAGAGGAAAAAAGAAAUCGAUCAUCAUGGCAUCAGAGAAAGAAAAAAAAAACAGGAGUCGAACAGAGUGAGGGAGGCGCUAGGGAGAAGCUUGUUGUAGGUAGGAGGUAGGCCUAUGUCCUUACCUUAGUCUUAUAGCUUGUAUCCAUUUUGGAGCAAAACUACCGUGGUGCUCGUUGUGAGAGUAGGAAUCAAUGCUGUGUUGAUGAGAUUCGUCAGUGCGACGCCACUGUGACGCAGGCUUUAUGAGGUCUGCGGUGUUGCUAAAUGUGAGGGUGGGAGGCUGUGAGCCAAUUGAUUUCUCCCACAAUCAGUUAACCAACUGAUCGAUUAUGGGAUCGAUCAAUCGGUCGGUCGGUUGGUUAUGGGUUGGUUGGUUAGCUAGUUCAUUGGUUACCCAAGGGAUUGGUUGAUUAAACCACCAGUACCUGGCCCAGCUAUUGGCCAUGGGAAAAAAUAGAGUAGAAACGAUUAUAGUCGGACGAAUUUGGGCGCUCCUGUAGUGGCCCGUACAUUUCCUAAAAUCAUGGCGUGGCUUGUUAACGGGGGCACGACUUUAGGAAGUACUGGUGGUUUAAUUCAUUGGUUGGUUACAAUGGUUAGCCAAGUGGUUGGUUGGUUAAUUCAUUGGUUAGUCAAUUGAUUGAUACAAUAUCAGUUCGAGUGUAGUGGGGUGUCACUUGUUAUGCAUUAUACAAGUUACAGCCAUGAUUGAUUUGAUUGGUUGGAUUAAACUUGAUGGAUUGAUUUUGUGUAUUACUGUGUCAGGGUGUACUCACACUAGCACUUAUAUCUUAAAUGUAUCUGACGGCAUUUACGGCUGGACCAGACUGCAACUGGCCGCAAUUCCGUCCAGACAAAAGUAAAAGUGUGAGUAUGCCCCUCAGUUGUUGAUCACCUCAAGUAUUCGAACGAUGGACUCCAGGUCACGAUGCAGAUCACUUGGAGGUCCGUACUUUGGUAGUUGGGAUCUCGAGUAUCGUGUGGUCUGUGUCGCUGUGUUUCGUUCGACUUUCACCAUGGUUGAUUCCUCAGCCAGUGGAUUUUGAGUUUGACCAUGGUUGAUAUCCUCGGUCAUUGUAUACCAAUCGACCAUUAUUGACUGAAGACUGCAGUCUUGGAAUUCUUGUCCGCCUCUUGGUCGGGAGUGAUCAAUCCCUUAAUUUCAAUCGAAUUGAAUCGAUACUUCGCCUUGGUUUUAGCUUUCGUUUUGGCAACGUAGUGUGCCUUGGUCUUAGCUUUCGUUUCGGGGUCCUUUUGGAGUUCAUUUUCCCGUCUUGGCUUUGACGGUACGUUUCCUUUUUGGAUUUCGAGGCUCCCACUCGAUUCCGGUUUCUCGUUGGACAACGGCAAGGUCUACGGGCGAUUCGCAAUUCGCAUUUAGUCGUAAAUUAGUAUGUCACAUUUUGCUGCACUCCUCAUUGUUGCCAGGGCCAAGAUAUUUGUUUGCCAACAGCUCCAUGGGCGAUUUCGGCGACUGCAAGCUCUGAAACUUGGGUCGCCACUUGGACUGGUCGGAUAAGCAGUUGGACGCUCGGCACUUGGGACUCCUUGGAGUUCCACGUUCAGAGAAAUGGGUGAUCCAUUCCUCCUGUGAUGGUAGGAGGUUCAGUCGAUGAAUCUGCGACCUUGGGCUGUGAGUGAGGAAUUGGCCGGCGGCUUUGACAAGCACUGGUGUAGCGAAAUUCCUCGACGAAGGGGUAUUUUCUUAAUUGCUGACUCGAUUUUGAGAAGCGGUUGAUUGUGGGUUUAAACUCAUAUUUAGCUACGAGCAAACGCCCUUUGGCACAUGUUCCCGGGUUUUGGGGUGAAACCCAGAAAGGCGGCGCCGAUGGCUUGCCCCGACUAUGGGCUUUGACUGUGGGACUCAUGAUUCCUGGAACCCUUUGGGUCUGUCAGACUCGCUGAAUCUAGAAUUCUGUGGAGAGAUGGUUGCAGCAGUGGUACUCGUCAACGUCGAGAGCAGGUUUUUGUGCUGAGUGGGACUGGUGAGGCAGAGAAGGGUGUAGCCAGUGUACAAUUCACUGUACAAAUGAUACUGCAUGGUACGUAGUACGUACACAUAGUGAGGAGUUGCCUUUUUACUGCACGCAAUUGCAGCACUGGACUUAUUUUGUACAACUUCCUUAGCAGUAGAUAGUCAUUAGAAGUGGAGUACAUUUAUAUAUAUAUAUAUAUAUAUAUAUAUAUCGUCAAAUAGAACUGCCCAUGUACUCCACUUCUAAUGACUAUGAGUCGGUGAAACUCCGACGAAACAGUUUGUCACAGCCCCUCGUUUGUAGUCCUCUUCUCUCUCUCUGCCUACGGUUUUACCGGGCAGUUCUGUUUGUGACGAUAUAUAUAUAUAUGUGAAGUAAUAAUUGUUAUAUGAAUUGUAACGGUCUGCAACCGAUGCGCUUCUUGUUCUUUUUCUGUACAGCUACAUGUUCCAUUUCUGUGCAGCUCCAUCUAUACCCCUCCUGACUCAUUGGCGUGGUUCGCUACAGCCAUUGGACUUAACAGGGCAAUGGCGCCCGCGGAUAGAAUGGCUUAUAGCUUGAAAGGGUGCCAUGACAUGUUCUGUGAUGGGCUGCUCGAUAGACUAGCACUGCAUUCUCUUUGAAUUAGGUGAAUCUGACAUCUCUGUGGGUAGAGCAAGCAGUGCCACGCACAUGCAAGUGUGCCUGCAGGCGAGGAUGUGUGAGAUUCUGAGCAAUCAGCAAGGAGGUUUGUGACUGUCUGAGGAAAGACUGUGAUAGUAAAGGCGAGUGAGCUUUCACUUGCACUAACUGAGAGUUACAGACGUACUAUAGUACUGUUAACUCGAGUUAUGCUCGCACUGUGCUUACAGGGAACUGGUUAUCCACUUACUGCAGAAGUUACUGUAGUUAACAGGUAACUGCAGCUAGUGUCACCAGUCACACAAUUGUGUGUGUGUGUCUGUGUGUGUGUGUGUGUGUGUGUGUGUGUGUGUGUGUGUGUGUGUGUGUGUAAAGUGAAGCCCAGCAGCAGUAAGCAGUUAUGUGGCGUGCUGUCAUGUAUGGUUGAGCGUAAAGGUGGGACUCAAAGCAGAUGCAGUAACUAUUACGGUUACUGUGCGAGUUGCAGUUACUAUGGUAAAUUCCAGCAUAAGUAUAGCAGUUAAGCAACCCUUUCACCAGCGCUACGAAUUUCUCACAGGCAAUCUCUCACUUGAGAAUUUGCACUCCAGCCGUGCAUGGUUGUGCAUAAACUCUUACUAUUACUGUUACUGUUACUGUGAUCUGUACAUGGAAUCACAACAGUUAGUACAUGGUGUGCUGCCGUGGAUGGUUUUGCAUAAAGGUGGGAGUGAGUCAAAACAGUUUCAGUAACUGUUCCAGCGUUAGUUGCUUUUACUGCAGUUAAGAAAAGCGAGCAGCAGUAAGCACUCACAUGGUGUGCUGUCACGUAUGGCUGAGCGUAAAGGUGGGACUCACAGCAGUCGCGGUAACUGUUACUGCGGUAGUUUCUUUACUGUGGUAAAUCCCUGCAACAGUAAGCAGUUACAUGGUGUGUGGCUGUGCGUGGUCGUGCAUGAAGGUGGGAGUUAUAGUAGUUUCUGUAACUGUUGCAGCGGUUGUCGCAGUUACUGCAGUAAAACCGAGCAACAGUAAGCGGCCGCAUGGCGUGCUGUCAUGCAAAGUUUCUAGCUGGGUGGUGUUUGCUUCAAAAUUUGGUGUGUGACGCGGGCUGCCCCUCCCCCCCCCCCCCCCCUGGACACUCCGGCAGUGAUUGCAACCGCCCACCUGAACCUCAUAUGUUGUGAUAUUUCAUCCUGGACACUCCGGCGGUUCGAACAGAAAUUUUCACAGUAUGGUCUCAUCUUCCAUUUCAUUGGGCAACUUCUGUUACCAAGAUAAGUGUGCUCAGCCGAUGCUCGACCGUGCUGGCGUCAACGUUGCUGCUUCUCGUCAAGUUGUAUUUCACAGACACAGCAAGUGGUGUCUGUCUGCUUAAAGAUUGAGAGCUUUUCGGUCGCGAUGUAUAAUGGUCGGGGACUUUCAAAACUUCACCCAAUCUGUGAUUGGGGGCAAUGGCAGCUGCUGAGGAGGUUGAGAAACUGGCUGAACCAAGAGGACAAAAGAGCACAACAGA
Molecule: messenger RNA, 9439 nt
Organism: Chara braunii
Lineage: Eukaryota; Viridiplantae; Streptophyta; Charophyceae; Charales; Characeae
Source: the annotation of a GenBank genome assembly